GAUGUGCAGGAUGAUGUUGCAAGUCGCGGGUAUAAAAGGGCAGUCGGCUGAGCAGAUGAUCGAAGCUGCGCGCGAGACCUGGAGAGGAGGGGGCGGAGCAAAAGAUGGACAGUAGCAGGGAGCCGCUGUGGACUCCUCGGGGGAGCCACACGAACAUGGACACUUUCAGAGAGAGGGUCAACGAUAGGCACUCAUUGUCUCUAGCCUCCUACCAGGAGCUGUGGCAGUGGUCAGUGGAUCAGUAUCACCUGUUCUGGGAGGAAUUCUUUCUCCAUUCACGCAUCCUUCACUCCACUGCCUACGAGGAGGUAGUCGACCUGAGCAAGACAGUAGCAGAUGUUCCCGAGUGGUUCAGAGGAUGCAGAAUGAACUAUGCCGAGAACCUGUUACAGCAUGCCGCAGCUCAUGGAGGCAAGACUGCUAUCAUCACAGCAGGAGAAGGUCAGACUCCUCGCCACAUAUCCUUCUCCCAGUUGAGAGAGAGAGUUGCCGCCAUCGCCGCUGCGCUCUCUGCAGUGGGUGUGGCCAAAGGAGAUGUGGUCGCUGGCUACCUACCCAACUCCUCCCUGGCAGUAGAAGCAAUGUUAGCCACCGCCUCUAUCGGGGCAAUAUGGACCUCCACUUCCCCCGACUUUGGCGUUACUGGAGUGCUGGACCGACUGACUCAAGUGAGACCUAAAGUAAUAUUCUCAGUGGAGGCAGUGAGGUAUAAUGCCAAGACCCACGACCACCUCAACAAACUCAUCAAUGUUGUGGCAGGUCUUCCAGAACUGAAGAGAGUGAUUCUGUUCCCAUUCUGUGGUUCCAGAGACAUUGACACCUCCAGAAUACCAAACUGUGUGAUGUUUGAAGACUUUGUGAAAGGUCACAAAGGUUCGGAGCUGAGGUUUGAGCAGCUACCAUUCAGCCAUCCUCUGUUCAUCAUGUACUCCUCUGGAACCACUGGCACUCCCAAAUGCAUGGUCCACUGUGCUGGUGGCACCCUCAUCCAGCAUCUAAAAGAACACAUUCUCCAUGGCGACAUGCACAGCAACGCCGUCAUCUUCUACUACAGCACCACGGGGUGGAUGAUGUGGAAUUGGAUGGUGAGUGCGCUGGCAGUCGGAGCAGCGAUUGUUCUGUAUGAUGGCUCUCCCUUCAUCCCCUCUCCCUCUGUCCUCUGGGACCUCGUCGACUCUCUCAGGGUGACAAUUCUGGGUACCGGGGCACGGUGGCUGGCAGCCCUGGAGGAGCGAGGAGUCAGGCCUCGCGAGACCCACUCUCUCUCCUCCCUCCACACCAUUCUCUCCACUGGCUCACCCCUCAAGCCUCAGAGCUAUGACUAUGUUUACUCCCAGAUCAAGGUAGACGUUCUCCUGGGGUCCAUCUCUGGAGGAACCGACAUCAUCUCCUGUUUCGCUGGGCACAACCCCACACUCCCAGUCCACCGCGGUGAGAUACAGGCACGGAACCUGGCCAUGGCCGUGGAAUGCUGGAACGAGAAUGGUGAACCAGUGAUGGACAGUGACGGUGAACUGGUGUGUGUCAGACCAUUCCCCUCGCAACCCACCCACUUCUGGAAUGACGAGGACGGAAUAAAGUACACCAAGGCCUAUUUCUCCAUGUACAAAGGAGUGUGGGCCCACGGAGAUUUCUGUAGCAUCAACUCUGAGACUGGAGGAAUUGUGAUGCUUGGUCGAAGUGAUGGGACAUUGAAUCCAUCGGGAGUCAGAUUUGGCAGUGCUGAGAUCUACAAUAUUGUGGAGCACAUGGACGUGGGUAUAGCAGACAGUCUGUGUGUUGGUCAGAGAUUCAGAGGAGACGAGAGGGUUGUCCUCUUCCUCAAGAUGGCUGUUGGUCACAGAUUCUCAGAGGAGCUGGUGGGGAGGGUGAAGAGAGAAAUAAGAGAAAAGCUGUCAGCGAGACAUGUUCCUCACAUCAUUCUUGAGAUUGCUGACAUUCCAUAUACCAUCAACUCUAAGAAGGUGGAAGUGGCAGUCAAGAAGAUUAUCUCAGGGCAGGAGGUUGGACCACGAGGAGCACUGGCCAAUCCUGCCUCCCUCGACCUCUUCUACAAUAUCCCUGAACUCUCUUUGGAAAAUGGACUCUAACACACACAUUAUCCUUAUGUACUUCCCCUCCGUUAGUGUCUUGUGCAAAAUAAAUUUUGCUAUGAUGUAAUCCUGGCAAAUCGACAUAAGCGCGUUUUUGCAUUAGUGACGAACCGCGCGCUUAGAAUCGGGAGGCAUUAAAUAGAAUUAUAGGUAGAGAGCAAAGAAGAUGAGUUCUCGUAGUUUUCGCUUGGAGACGAGGAGCCGAGCCAGAGAUGAGAUCAAGAGGAUCAUGCAGACGGUGGAGAAGGUCCGGAAGUGGGAGAAGAUCUGGAUAGAGACUGGCCUUUCCAACCAUCUCAAGGUCUACAAGUGGGUGCCAGUGAGAGAUGAUGGGAAGAAAGUGGAGGAGAAUGAACCGGAGCCUGGGAAGACAGGCGAGCAGACCAGAGGAAACAAAAAUGAUACUACGCUGCCAGAGAUCCUCCCUGGGCUGCCAGAGAUCCUCCCUGCCAAGGAUCUGGGGACUUCACUGGAGCCAGCCCAGCUAGCCUCGGGUCCGCCUGACCUUCUGCUGGAAUCUGAGACCAGCUCACAACCUCCUCCACCAUCCUCUGUUAGCCCCCUUCUCUCUCCCUGUGUGUCCGUAUGUCCUGUAUAAUACCCUACUGCAGGGUGGUCAAGGCAGUAAUAGCACACCAGAUGAAGUGCAAGAGAAAGUGGAUUUUGAGAAACGGAGGGAGAGACAGACGCUAAAGGACACUGGCAAACACACCGUAGAACAUGAAGACAGACCUCGAUCCCCUCAUCAGCAUUAAUUGUCCUCUCCUCACCAAAACCACACAUUCUUGUACCACUUCGAUCACUCGGCAUCAUCAAAACAUAUAUUAUUGAGGUCAUAAAAUAAUGAUUACAAAACUCGUGUUGCUCUAGAGGCCUGUAAAAUAAGGCCACUGAACUGAUGAUUGACACAACACACACUGACUGACGUACAAACACAAUGAUGUGAACACAAAAGAAUGUUUGGUAUGUGGGGUGUGGUUUGGGCGGAGUUAGUUCAAAUGUGAUGACAGCUUCAGGAGAUCUUCGCUGGAGCGAGACAGGGCAGUUGGGACGGAGGGAGAUCGACCAAUCGGGGUCUUCUUACGAAGCACCUUUGACAAGAUGUCCCAGAGGGUGGAAAAUGGAGGUCUCUUCCUGGAGUCAUGCUGCCAACAGUCCCAUACCAAGUCCUUGAUCCUCUUUGGUGCAUCUCGUAAUGGGAUGUCUUGACGGCGGCCCCGCCCCACCUGGUAUAUCACCAUGGUAAUGUCGAUAGGGAAGCCGGUGCUGUCGUGGGAGGGGCAAGGAUAACGCCGAGUCAGCAUCUCAUAGAACACAGUUC
Messenger RNA from Geodia barretti, 3414 nucleotides. Lineage: Eukaryota; Metazoa; Porifera; Demospongiae; Tetractinellida; Geodiidae. The record is from the annotation of a GenBank genome assembly.